Molecule: messenger RNA, 1973 nt
Organism: Cuscuta epithymum
Lineage: Eukaryota; Viridiplantae; Streptophyta; Magnoliopsida; Solanales; Convolvulaceae
Source: the annotation of a GenBank genome assembly
UGUAGUCUCUCGUUUCUCUGACUAACCGCAGUACAAUCCUAUCGUGUAUCUCCAAAAAAAAAUCAGCUUUCGUUGUCUUGCGCUCCAUUAUCUUCUUAGCCUCAACUUGUCAAAACACCUGGCAUACCUUUCCUCUAAUGAUAUUCUUCUUCCUCACAUCCAUCAAUGCUCAAAACCUCCAAUUCCCACACACCCAUUGCGUAUAAUCGUGUUCUUGUUACAUAGUUAUGUCAGUCCAUUUCGAUCUCAAGGACUUUCAAGAGAAGCUAUCAACUCACCUGAGGCCAUGGCAGCGUUCUUUGCAAUUUUGGGCUCGAACUGCUGAUAUCUACACUGGUUAUAAAGCCUUUCAAGUGAGGGUGAGCUUUGAGAAGGAUUUAAGGAAGCAGGAGGCAAUGUGGGAGAGGCAGCAUGAGCUCGCUGCUGAGAAGAUAUACGACAUGUGCUCUGAGCUUGGUGGCUUUUUCCUAAAGAUAGCUCAAAUUAUUGGGAAGCCAGAUUUGGCUCCCGCUGCAUGGGUAAGAAAGCUAGUUACUCUAUGUGAUCAAGCACCUGCUGCGCCAUACAGUGUGAUCAAAGUAGUAGUUGAGAAAGAGUUGGGUCAAAGUGUUGAUGACUUGUUUGAAAGAUUUGAUGUGCAGCCACUGGGUUCUGCUUCCAUUGCACAGGUUCACCGUGCAAGACUUAGAGGCAGCAAAAAUGAUAUUGUUGUCAAGGUCCAACAUCCAGGUGGUCAAGAACUGAUGAUGACUGAUAUCCGUAACCUGCAAGCCUUUGCACUGUACAUGCAGAAGACAGACAUCAAGUUCGAUUUAUUUUCUGUGACCAAGGAAAUGGAGAAACAGAUUAGUUAUGAAUUUGACUUUACAAGAGAGGCUGAUGCUAUGGAAAGAAUUCAACAAUUUCUAUAUGAGAAUAACAAGAAGUCCACUGUGCUGGUCCCACAGGUGAUGCGAGACAUGGUCAGCAGGAGGGUUCUUGCGAUGGAAUAUAUAGAUGGAACACCUAUCCUCAAGCUGGGAGAUGAAAUGGCAAAGAGAGGCAUAAAUCCUAGUGGCAAGUUGGCGGUAGCUGCAAAGGAGAAUAUCCUCAAAACUUUAUCACUUGCUUAUGGGCAAAUGAUACUGAGGAGUGGUUUCUUCCAUGCAGAUCCUCACCCUGGAAAUAUUCUAAUCUGUAAAGACUCUCAGGUUGCCUUGCUCGACUAUGGGCAAGUGAAGGAUCUUCCUGAUAAUUUGAGACUAGGAUAUGCCAACUUGAUUCUUGCUAUUGCUGAUAAUGACCCAGUAAAGGCAGAACAUAGUUACAGAGAGCUUGGUAUAGACACCUUGAGCAAAUGUGAGGAUGAACAAAACGAAUUGCUUAGACUAGCACAAACUAUGUUUGAUACGAAAUUACCCCCUGGUGUGACAAUGCUUCAACCUUUCUCAGAAGGAUCUUCAAUUAGAAAGAUUGCUGUUCCGGCUUUUCCAGAGGAACUUUUUUCAGUUCUUCGCACUGUGCAUUUGCUUAGAGGUCUUAGUGUUGGACUUGGAAUUAAUUACUCUGUUGCUGAGCAGUGGAGACCUAUUGCUGAAGAAGCACUAUACCGGGCUGGAAGACUUGAGGGGAAUGAGCUCAAAAGUUUGCAGAAGAAAGGCUUUUUUAGAAGAAAACUCUGGAGAUAAGAAACAGGAAGAGUAGUUUAGUGUGCACUCAUUUUCCUAGUUAGGCUACGUAUUUGACAGCCUUCAUUAAGUAAUCUCUGUCUUGUAAAAAUGUAAUUGUAGUAGGGAUUUUCACUUCUGAGAGCAAUUAUAUGUUUUUUAGAUAAUACUAUAUUAAUUAAGAGUGCUUCUGGUGGUGGACUGGUGGUGGUGUUUUAUGUGUGUCUUAGUGCUUGUACUUGUGAAAGACCCAUCAACAAAACUUAUUUUGAACUGGAGGUGCAUUAUUUGUAAAAUGCACCUUCGUCCUUGUGGGUGCAAUGCAUA